GUCACUAGCGUGCGACUCCAGGAUAAAAAACUGGUCUGGGCUGCAAAAAUAUGGCAACUGCUGAAGUGGCUGUGGUGUCGCCUUCGUCUUUGAAUACAGACACAACCCCAGUCCCUGAAAGUGCAGGAACAGCUGCAGCAACGGCCGCCACCUCCUCGGCGACAACUGCAGCCGCGGCGGUUGCGGCCGUGGCCAGGACCGGAUCCGAAGCCACAGUUUCCAAACCCACGUUGGCUACUAAGCUGCUGUCCUUGAGCGGCGUGUUCGCCGUGCACAAGCCCAAAGGGCCCACUUCAGCCGAGCUGCUGAAUCGGCUGAAGGAGAAGCUGCUGGCAGAAGCUGGAAUGCCUUCUCCAGAAUGGACCAAGAGGAAAAAGCAGACUUUAAAAAUUGGGCAUGGAGGGACUCUAGACAGUGCAGCCGGAGGAGUCCUGGUGGUUGGAAUUGGAAGAGGAACAAAAAUGUUGACCAGUUUGUUAACAGGGUCCAAGAGGUACAUUGCCAUCGGCGAACUGGGGAAAGCUACUGACACGCUGGAUUCUACAGGGAAAGUAACAGAAGAAAAACCUUAUGAUAAAAUAACCCAAGAAGAUAUCGAAGGCAUUCUACAGAAAUUUACUGGGAAUAUAAUGCAAGUACCUCCCCUCUAUUGUGCAUUAAAGAAAGAUGGACAGAGACUUUCAUCUCUGAUGAAGAGAGGUAAAGUAGUAGAAGCCAAACCUGCCAGGCCAGUUACGGUAUACAGUAUCUCCCUUCAGAAUUUCCAGCCACCACUUUUCACAUUAGAUGUUGAAUGUGGAGGAGGUUUUUAUAUCAGAAGCUUGGUCAGUGACAUUGGCAAAGAACUCUCUUCCUGUGCCAGUGUGCUAGAGCUGACCCGGACCAAACAGGGACCGUUUACACUAGAAGAGCAUGCCCUUCCCGAGGACAAAUGGACGAUUGAUGACAUCGCACAAUCCCUUGAUCAGUGCGCCUCUCUUCUCCCAGAAGAGCUGGCACUUAAAAAAUCAAAACCCGAGGAGUCUAAUGAACAAGUGUUGAGCUGUGAGUAUAUAACUCUAAAUGAGACAGAGGAAAACGAUGAUGUAAUUAAGACAUUUUAAGACUGGCUUGGGAUUGUCAUCAUUUCCUGGUUGACAUUUGAAUCCUGUGUGCAGAAUGAUAAGCUAUGUGCAAAAGCCAAACUUCCUUUUUUUUUUUUGCAUGAAGAAAAUGUCCAUGAUUUGUAGUUUUUAUGGCAUACAAUUUAUCUUCUGUACAUUGUAAGUAGCCUUACAGUCGUUCAUUUCUUGUUGUACGAUGGACAGUUUUUUUAUGGUGUUAUUAUGUUGGUAGAUUGGAUUUAGGAAAAUCAACUUGCUGAUUUUGAUAUCUAUUCAAAACUUUUUCAUAUGAAAAAGGUGACCACAUUUUUUAAUCAGAGGAGAAAAAUGAGCUACAUGUUUCUUGGGUGUCACAAAAGUGAAUGUAAAUUAGAGUUUCUUUGGCUUGCAGGUGGCUCUGGUUAUUGAAAUUUCUUCACUUAUGUUUGAAAAAGCUAUUAUUUAAACUCGUGUUUUGGAGAGCUUAUGAUUCUUAAGAACAGUUUUUAAUAAGGCUGUACUUAUCUUGAUAAUAGCUGUGUUUAUUUAGAUCUUGGAAACUAAUAAUCUUUUUUAAUAAAUAUUUGUAAAUGAACAAAAUUAUUGCUGCUACCGCUGACAGGAUGUAAACAGAAGACUAAAGUUUAAUUAAAUUCACCUGUACCAUUAGCACAGGCUAGGUCCUAUGGCUUCAUGUGUUGGCAGCUAUGAGAUAUUUUUCUGGUACUUUAAUCAAUACAAUCAACCACCCUUGUACCAAUUUACUAAAUCUCAUUUUAAACAAUUAAGCUAAAGACUGUAUCUUCAAUCAAAAUUUUCUUUUCUCCGUUCUUUAGUAUUUAUUUAUACCUCUUUAUAGGGUAUUAAUCCCUAUGACAUUGUUUUUUCAAUUUGCAUUUUCAAGUGAUGUUUACAGAUGUUGAGAUUGCUGCCCUCCAUUUCCAGUUAAUCUCUUCUGCUAUAAAUGUCUAAAAACAGUUUUCAUUCAGGUAGCCUACUGAAAGUUCCCUAUCUCUUUACAUAGUUUUUAAACUAGUCACAUUACAAAAUAGUAAAUUUCAUAUAUAAUAAGUGCUUCAUAUUUUUGUUAUGGGAAAGCAAUAUGUUAUGCAGCCAGUUUGUAGAAAUGUUUAAAUUCCACUUCAUUGUUCAAAUAAAUACAGUUUCAAAGAGGAAGAAUCAUUAAAAUUUUCAUCAAAUUAAGAGUUUUUAGAUUUUUAUGGGUUUUCUUUUAGAGGUGGUUGCUUACAACCUCUAACUUGUAAAUUUUAAAUAUGAAAAUUAAAGUAAUCUUAUUUGUGGUUAACUUAACAUAAAUUCAAUAUAAAAAGUUAUAGAGGUCCCUGGUGGCUCAGCAUGUUCAGAAUCUAGUGUUGUCCCUGCUGGGGCUCUGGUUACUGCUAUGGUAUGGGUUCUGUCCCUAGCCCAGGAACUUCUGUGGGCCUGGCCAAAACCAAAUUUUUUUCAUUAAAAAAUGCUUUAGUAGACCAUUUUCAGCAUUUUGGCAUCAUAUUCUAAGUGGAAAUAUUAAAAGUAUUCUUAAUAUAAUACAGAAAGUUAGAAGGACAAAGUUGUAAGUAUCAUGAUAUGUUAAGUAAAACACCAAAAACACAAAGUUGUAAAUUGAAACUUUCACAGUUUUACUUAUUUUUAUAAGGUGCUCUGCAGUUUGUGUCAACCAGAGGUGGCGGUGACUCCCUCUUUCUGUUGACAUGGCACGGGUUACAGGAUGUCUUCAUAUGCCACCAGCCAGGGUCCAAGUAGAGGGAUAUAAAACAGCCGGAGCAUUUCUGCUCUGUUUCACAACUUAAAAACUAAUGUGGGUUCUCGCUAUGAUACAGUAGGUUAAGGAUCUGGCAUCCCUGCCGUGGCUCAGGUUCAAUCCCUGGUGCG
Phacochoerus africanus (Common warthog) is the source of this 2975-nucleotide messenger RNA. RefSeq names its product TruB pseudouridine synthase family member 1 (gene TRUB1). Lineage: Eukaryota; Metazoa; Chordata; Mammalia; Artiodactyla; Suidae. Gene Ontology annotation, cellular component: mitochondrion. The transcript has 8 exons. Gene Ontology annotation, molecular function: pseudouridine synthase activity; RNA binding. The record is from RefSeq and is a predicted model, not a curated record. Gene Ontology annotation, biological process: mRNA pseudouridine synthesis; tRNA modification. The coding region runs from base 51 to 1103 and encodes 350 amino acids.